AUGGCCUCCACCCCCACACCCUAUCUCACAUCAAUAUUGAAUGCCAACACUGUUAACAGUUGUGAAGCAGGUCUCAUACAGGUUUCUAGAUCUAUCGGUGAUGUAUAUUUAAAAAAAGCUGAGUUCAACAGGGAGCCUUUAUAUCCCAAAUUUCGCCUUCGGGAACCUUUCAAAAAGCCAAUAUUGAGUGCAGACCCAUCGAUAUCAGUGCACCAGCUGCAGCCACAUGACCAAUUCGUGAUAUUUGCAUCUGAUGGGCUCUGGGAGCACCUAAGCAAUCAAGAAGCUGUUGAUAUAGUUCAAAAUCAUCCACGAAGUGGAAUUGCAAGGAGGCUUGUCAAAACUGCUCUACAAGAAGCAGCAAAGAAGAGAGAAAUGAGGUAUUCAGACUUGAAGAAGAUUGACCGUGGUGUCCGGCGGCAUUUCCACGAUGACAUUACAGUAAUUGUGGUGUUUCUCGACUCAAACCACGUGAGCAGGGCUAGCUCAGUUAAGGCUCCUAAUCUAUCUGUUAGAGGGGGAGGAGUUAACUUGCCUCCUAAUACACUGGCUCCUUGUACCACGCCAACAGAAGCUGGCAGUACCUGA
Molecule: messenger RNA, 588 nt
Organism: Theobroma umbraticum
Lineage: Eukaryota; Viridiplantae; Streptophyta; Magnoliopsida; Malvales; Malvaceae
Product: putative protein phosphatase 2C 64
Biological process (GO): protein dephosphorylation
Molecular function (GO): protein serine/threonine phosphatase activity
Source: RefSeq, a predicted model, not a curated record